This is a messenger RNA of Condylostylus longicornis, 1466 nucleotides long. It is a transcript of the gene BckdhA, whose product is annotated as 2-oxoisovalerate dehydrogenase subunit alpha, mitochondrial. Gene Ontology annotation, molecular function: oxidoreductase activity, acting on the aldehyde or oxo group of donors, disulfide as acceptor. Gene Ontology annotation, biological process: branched-chain amino acid catabolic process. NCBI's taxonomy places the organism in Eukaryota, Metazoa, Arthropoda, Insecta, Diptera, Dolichopodidae. Bases 23 to 1327 code for a protein of 434 amino acids. The transcript has a single exon. The record is from RefSeq and is a predicted model, not a curated record.
UGUCGAUUUGUCGAAGUAUAAAAUGUUCAUAUUGAAAGAGUGUCCAAAAAUAGGUUUAAUAUUAUCAAGAUCAUGUAGAACCUUGAGUAAAAGAACUUUUUUCGUUUCUCAAAUGAUUCAACAACAAAAAUCUACUGAUUUGGCAUCAUUUCCUGGAGCAAAAGCACCGUUUGUUAUUAACUCGAGUAUAACACUUCCAGAAAGUAUACCACCUGUUCCUAUAUUUAGAAUAAUAAAUUCAAAAGGAGAGGUAGAAGAUGGAGCUGUUGCACCAAAUCUUGAUAAAGACUUUGUAGUUAAAAUGUUUGAAAGUAUGGUUUUGUUAAACACAUUAGAUAAAAUUUUAUACGAAUCGCAACGACAAGGCAGAAUUUCUUUUUAUAUGACAAAUUUUGGAGAAGAAGCUUCUCAUGUUGGAAGUGCAGCUGCUCUAGAAUCAGAUGACUUGAUAUACGGUCAAUAUCGUGAAGCUGGUAUUUUAGUAUGGCGAGGCUUUACUUUGUCGCAAUUUAUAGAUCAAUGUUAUGGAAAUGUAGAUGAUGAUGGACGCGGUAAACAAAUGCCGGUUCAUUAUGGAAGUAAAGCAUUAAAUUUUGUGACAAUUUCUAGUCCUUUAGCUACACAAAUUCCACAAGCCGUUGGUGCAGCUUAUGCUUUUAAAAGAAAUAAAAAUAAUAAAAAUAUUGUAGUGUGUUAUUUUGGAGAAGGUGCAGCUUCUGAGGGUGAUACUCAUGCUGCCUUUAACUUUGCUAGUACCUUAGAGUGUCCCAUAAUCUUGUUUUGCAGGAAUAAUGGUUUCGCUAUUUCAACCCCAUCGUUCGAACAAUAUAAGGGUGACGGUAUAGCGGGUAGAGCAUCUGGCUAUGGAAUGGCGACAAUUAGAGUUGAUGGUACUGAUAUUUUAGCAGUGUAUAGUGCUAUGAAAGAAGCUCGAGAAUAUGUCCUCAAAAAUAAUAAACCAAUAAUUUUUGAAGCACUCGCUUAUAGAGUAGGACAUCAUUCUACUUCAGAUGAUAGUUCUUCUUAUCGUUCCCUUGAAGAAGUUGAAAUAUGGAACACUAUAGAACAUCCAAUCAAUAAACUGAAAAACUAUAUGGCUAAAAAGAAUUGGUUUGAUGAAGAAAUGGAAGUAAAUUUUGUAAAAAACGCCAAAAAACAAAUUAUGGCACAAAUUGCACUUUCAGAAAAAAAAUUAAAACCAAAUUGGAAAGAAUUGUUUGAAGAUGUAUAUUACAAAAAACCAAAUAUACUAAAUGAACAGAGUAAACAAUUGGAAGAACAUCUUAGAAGACAUAAAGAACAUUAUCCUUUAAAAAAUUUUAAAUGAUGCAUUUACAUAUUAUGUAUAUAUGUAUAUAGGUUUCAGAAAUUUUUUAUAGUAAAAUAUAAAAAUUUUAAUGCAUUUAUUAGGUUUUAAAUUUUUUAAUAGAAAAUAAAUUUUUUUCUUUGUUAAAAAAAAUAUCAAA